Molecule: messenger RNA, 432 nt
Organism: Zychaea mexicana
Lineage: Eukaryota; Fungi; Mucoromycota; Mucoromycetes; Mucorales; Lichtheimiaceae
Exons: 3
Coding region: 1-432 (143 amino acids)
Biological process (GO): L-arabinose metabolic process
Molecular function (GO): alpha-L-arabinofuranosidase activity
Source: RefSeq, a predicted model, not a curated record
AUGGAGAGAAACUCGGAUCUUGUUAAAUUGGUUGCCUAUGCCCCAUUAAUUAAGCGCGAAGGUCAAGAGCAAUGGAAACUGGAAUGGAGUAGCAACCGUGCCGACACUAUUCUUCAAGUUGAUCAUACCGACGGCGAGUUUGGUCCCUUUUAUUGGGUGGUUGGAUCUAACAAGGAUACUAAGCAAGUCUUCAUCAAGGUUGCCAACAUCCGAGACACUGAGCAAAUUGUCAGCAUCAAUCUCAAGAGCUUGGCUGCGAACACAGAAGGUGUUGCACGUGUUAUUACAGGCGACUGCUUGGACCUUGAGAACAGCAAUGAAUCCACCGCUGUCAAGACUGAUGAAUCGGUCUUCAAGCUGUACAGCAAGAGUGAUUUUGAGUACACAUUUGCUGCCCAUUCCGCCACCGUACUCAUCCUUCAGAUUCAAUAA